UUAGAAGAAUAUAGAAAACGUAAAUAUCUCUUUGACCUUGCAAUAUAUGAACAACUUGAAGAUAAUGUACUGCAAUUUUGGAAAUUCGCUUCACUUUCAACUAAAGAAUUAGAUCCAUUAGCCAUAUGCUUAUUUGAAAUAUGUGUUAAUGCAGCAUCUGUAGAAUGA
Messenger RNA from Dentiscutata erythropus, 168 nucleotides. The record is from the annotation of a GenBank genome assembly. NCBI's taxonomy places the organism in Eukaryota, Fungi, Glomeromycota, Glomeromycetes, Diversisporales, Gigasporaceae.